Encephalitozoon hellem ATCC 50504 is the source of this 1050-nucleotide messenger RNA. RefSeq lists its product as uncharacterized. Gene Ontology annotation, molecular function: L-ascorbic acid binding; oxidoreductase activity, acting on paired donors, with incorporation or reduction of molecular oxygen; iron ion binding. Lineage: Eukaryota; Fungi; Microsporidia; Unikaryonidae. The record is from RefSeq and is a predicted model, not a curated record. The transcript has a single exon. The coding region runs from base 1 to 1050 and encodes 349 amino acids.
AUGGAGAAGUAUGAAAGGCCAUUCCUUCACUUUGUAAGAGACGAUUUUUUAUCUCCCUCUGAUGUUGAGGCAGCGAGAAGCAUACACGGGAGGUGUGCAUUUAGAGAGCUCCACACAGACCUGUUCCGGUUCUUGCAGACCGACGAGCUGAAAGAGAGAGAGGACCUUGAGUUUUUUAGAAUUUCUCUGAUGAAGGUCUUUGAGGAGAUUGGAGAUGUGAAGGGAGGAUGGAUAGAUUUGUUUGGGUCCUACUAUAGGAAGGGGGAUUACCUUCUGUGUCACGACGACAAGACCGAGAACAGGAGGUUUGCCUUCAGCUAUUACUUGGAGGACCACGACUCUGGAGAGCUUAUUCUCUAUGAGAGUGAUUGCAAGACGGUUUCGAAAACGGUCAAAGUGAAAUCCAACAGGCUUGUAGUUUUUGAAGUCUGCGACACAUCAUUUCAUGAGGUUGGAUACUGUGAAAAGGAUGGAAGAAGAGCAUUUACUGGAUGGCUGAACUUUAAAGAAGUAAGGCAUGACGACGACAGUAGAUGUACGGAUGUGUUUGACCUAAGCGGGUGUGAAACCUUCCCGCUAGAAGUGGACUUUAACGAGAGUCCCUUUGUAUUCUAUCCGGGCAUAGAGUAUGACUUUGAGUGCAUCUCUGGUGCUGUUGAGGGCCCCUUUUGCCUCCGGAGGGUGGAAAGAAUAGAGAUCAGUAACCCUCUGGUUCCGAGCAUAGAGGGAUGGGAGCUCAAGGAUGGAGGCUUCUAUCGUUUCAGGGUGGGGGACUACAUUCUUCUAAAUGACAGAUGCAAUGCAGUGGAAGGAAAUGCAUGUGACGUGUUCUUCAUAGGUGGAGAAGAAGCAGCCUAUUGCGAUGAUCUGGAAGAGCUGGAAGACUCUGAGAGUCCAAUCAAGUACCUGGACAAAGAGGGGAGAUUUGUAUGUGGAAUCCCAAUAACCAAGGGGAUGUUUGCUGUAAGGCGUGACGGGCUCUCCUUGUUUGUGGAAAGAUGCAGCAGGGAGUUUUUCCUGGCACACUUUGUCUACGUCGGAAAGGACUGA